Molecule: messenger RNA, 1213 nt
Organism: Balaenoptera acutorostrata (minke whale)
Lineage: Eukaryota; Metazoa; Chordata; Mammalia; Artiodactyla; Balaenopteridae
Gene: SERP2
Product: stress associated endoplasmic reticulum protein family member 2
Exons: 4
Coding region: 142-348 (68 amino acids)
Biological process (GO): endoplasmic reticulum unfolded protein response
Cellular component (GO): endoplasmic reticulum
Source: RefSeq, a predicted model, not a curated record
CGGGGUGCGCGGGGCUCGGGGGCCGCGCGUUGCCACCUGCAGCGCCCGGGGCCGGCGGGACGCGCUUGGCCCUGUCGGGGGCUUACGCUGGGGGGGGAUCCUUGCAGGUGGGAGUCGAGAGCGUUUCCUAGCGCCCGAGCCAUGGUGGCCAAACAGCGCAUCCGGAUGGCUAACGAGAAGCACAGCAAAAAUAUCACCCAGAGGGGGAAUGUAGCCAAAACCCUGAGGCCGCAAGAAGAGAAAUAUCCUGUGGGCCCAUGGCUGUUGGCACUGUUUGUUUUUGUUGUCUGCGGCUCAGGUAUGGGUUUCUCGCUGCCCUUAUAUCCCGUGGUCUCCUUUGUCCUGUAAAAACACAUGUUUUAUUCUCAAGAAAAUGUGUGCCGUCCAGAGGUUCCAGAUGGAUGGCCAUUCUCGGUCUGCUCCCAGGUGGAUAAAGCCCUGACCCAGCCAUGGGCUGCUUCUUGACUGGGCCAUCACCUUGCUCUGUCCUGGACACUUGCUCCAGGGCAAAUUUGAAUUCACCGUGUUUGCAGGUCGACCACAUAAGCACUGGCCUUUCCUGGAGACUGCCCAAUCUAUCUUGAAAUUGUGACACCCAGAGGGAGUCACAGCCCCGAGACUGGCAAGUUUGAGGAACUGAGCAGCCCUGGGAGAAACCUUUCUGUUUCACCACAAAGGAAAGCUUGAGGACAUGCGUCUGCUCUGGAACUCCUGCCUCAGGAUCUGAGAUGGACGGUCUGGAAAAGAUGUCUCAUCAGCCACUGGCUCCCUCAAGCCAUCUUCCAGAUCAUUCAGAGCAUAAGGAUGGGCAUGUGAGCGGGCUGGGCUGUGACACGGCCCCCUGCCGCUGGAGGGUGGAGGCCACUUCAGCUCUUAGCCGGGUAUCUGUGGGAAGCUGACAAGCCACCCAGAAGAGAAAAAAAGGCUCCCUCAACUGUUCCCUGAUCACUUCAUCGUGGAUGUCAGACCAAAUUUCUUUCUCACAGGACAUCUCGGUACAUCUGUGUUCUCAAGCGGAAAGGACAUUUUGCUUUGCAGUUGGCAGGAUUGGUAGCUCUCCGGGUGUCUGCAGCAGAGCUGUCUGUCUGCUUUUGCGCUGGGUUUCACUGAUGUCUGCAUGUGGGCUUCUGAAUGAUCACCGCUUUACUUUCUAUGGAUACAAGCUCUGCUCCAUUGGGAAUUGCUUUUACAAAUAAAUGUCUUUGUUCAACCU